Molecule: messenger RNA, 998 nt
Organism: Bufo gargarizans (Asiatic toad)
Lineage: Eukaryota; Metazoa; Chordata; Amphibia; Anura; Bufonidae
Product: slit homolog 2 protein-like
Exons: 4
Molecular function (GO): protein binding
Source: RefSeq, a predicted model, not a curated record
AGAGCAGUGUGUUUGUUUAGAACCUCCUCCUCUCUCUCAGGCUGCAAUGUGCAGUUAGUUAGCAGACAGGCUCAGGGAGGCAGCAUGCAUAGAGUAUGCUCUGUAUAUACAAGGCUGGAGUGACAUGCUAUGCAGUCAAUGAAACUAACUUACUGUGCACAGAUACCAGCCUGGCACAAACUGCAUACGCCAAGCCUAAGGAUAUCAGAGUAACACAAGGGCACAACAGAGAGCCUGGCGGAGAUGCAGAAAUUCAUUCACUGCCUGGAGGAUUGCUCUGACUGCUGAAGGCACAAUUCACAUUCAACGCAGCGUCCACUGACGGGAAUAUAAAAGCUCAGGAAAGAGAGAAGUUGGUUUUUUUUCUGGCCCUGUGAUAUUUGCACAAGUCAUGCAUUUUGGAUAAGCAAGUAUUGUGCCACCUCUACCAGACUGCAAACUUGUGAAUUAAGACAAGUUCCUCAAGAGAGCUUGGCAUCCUGGUAGAAAAAAAAAACAAAAAAAACAUUAACCAUUUUUCUGUGAGAUCUUCUAAGUUUUUGGCAAUUGGUUUUUGGAUUUUUUUUUUUUAACUAAAUGUUCUCGGAAUUUAUGAAGAAGAAAAUGUGUGGCUUUGGUUUCUGGAAGCUGUCCAUCUCGGUGGGGUUAGUGUUGGUGAUCCUGAGUGAAGUGGCACCUCAGCCAUGUCCGGCUCAGUGCACUUGUUCUGGAACCACGGUGGACUGUCAUGGGCUUGCUCUACGCAGCGUACCACGCAACAUUCCCAGGAAUACUGAACGACUAGAUCUAAAUGGAAAUAAUAUCACAAGAAUAACGAAGACAGAUUUUGCGGGUUUGAGACAUCUACGCGUCUUGCAGCUUAUGGAGAACAAGAUUAGUACUAUUGAAAGGGGAGCAUUUCAAGAUCUAAAAGAGCUGGAUAGACUACGCUUAAAUCGAAAUAGUCUUCAGGUAUUUCCAGAAUUGCUUUUUCUGGGAACUCCAAAACUCUACAGACU